AGACAUUGAUCUUUGCGGAGGGAGGGGAUGCGAAGCUAUGUCUAACACAGGUAAUGCUGGUACCGGGGAUGGUGUGGGAGUUGGGGGUAUAAUUACAAACUUCGGGAAUAUGGCUGGUAUGAAUGUGGGCAAUGGUUCCCCUAUCUCUGGGAAUGGUGUGGGCGUUGAGAGUAUAAUUACAAACUUCGGGAAUGUGGCUGGUUCGGGAGGCUAUAUUAGUAAUCAGCAACUCGCAUUUUAG
This is a messenger RNA of Ambispora gerdemannii, 241 nucleotides long. The record is from the annotation of a GenBank genome assembly. NCBI's taxonomy places the organism in Eukaryota, Fungi, Glomeromycota, Glomeromycetes, Archaeosporales, Ambisporaceae.